Messenger RNA from Closterium sp. NIES-67, 1849 nucleotides. NCBI's taxonomy places the organism in Eukaryota, Viridiplantae, Streptophyta, Zygnematophyceae, Desmidiales, Closteriaceae. The record is from the annotation of a GenBank genome assembly.
AGAUGGCGACUGCACGAAUGCUAGGACUUAUCCAUCUGGAAAUGACUUGUUCCACUCGUAAGCACACAUCCCACUAGUCCUCGUCCGCUGUUAGUGUUAGCGUCCAGACUGUGAUGCUUUUCUUGUUGAAUCCUUCUUUAGCUCCGCAGCGCUAGCAAUGGCCAAGCUGCUUCAUCUCCUGGUCAUCCUUCCCCUGCUUCUCCUCCUCGUCUCGGUUUCCCUUGCCGCCAAUGCCCCCCCCGGCUUAAAGUAUGGCGCCAAACGCGCCAAAAAUGACACGGCGGUUGCACGUCGCUCCCCGCCACUGCCGCCCGCUGGAACCGCGGCCCCUCGAUCGAAGCCGCAGGGCAAGACCGUUCGCGCGCCCGCUUCUCCCGCGAAGAAGCGCGCAAGCCCGGCGACAGGCAGUCCGAGGCGGAGCCCCGCAACGGCGAAGAGAGGGCGGAAGGUGCGCGUGCCGCGGACCGGUACGACGGCGGCAAGCAGCAGCCUGAGCCUGAUUACGCUGCCCAAUAACCAAUACAACGCCAAGUGUCUCGACGGCAGUCCGCCGGCGUACUAUCUGCGCACGGGGUACGGCGCGGGCGCCAGCUCGUGGGUGAUCUACCUGCAGGGCGGCGGCUGGUGCACGUCCGUCACCGCGUGCGCCGCGCGCGCUAAGACCGUGCUCGGCAGCUCCAACUUCUACCCGCAGCCGUCCGAUCCCAACUUCAACAAGAUCAUGCAAGGGUACGGCAACGCGUUCACGGGCAUUCUGAGCAACAACUCGGCGGAGAACCCCGACUUUUACAACUGGAAUCUCGCCAUGGUCGUCUACUGCGACGGCGGCGGCUUCGCCGGCACGCGGCGCCAGUACGACAUGCCCACGGGCGGGUCCAUCCACCUGGACGGCUCGCGGGUGUUCAAGUCCGUGCUCGAAGACCUGUACAAGCGCGGGUUGCUGCAGGCGCGCAGGGUGUUGUUCACGGGGUGCUCGGCGGGCGCGCAGGCCGUGUCGUCCAUGUGCGACCGCGUGGCGACGUAUCUGCCGCCGGGCUCCGUCAAGUGCAUGAUGGACGCCGGCUUCUUCCUCGACGGGUGGGACGUGACAGGGCGCAUGUACUUCCGCGACCUGUCCAUGCGCUUCACCGAGCUGCACCGCCCCGCCGUCGAACAGGGCUGCGGCGACGCGUACACGGGGUCGACACAGUACUGGCGGUGUUUCUUCCCCCAGUACAACGUGGAGUUCAUCGACACGCCGCUGUACAUCGUCAACUCCAUCAACGAUUACGCCGCCAUCGAGAUCCUCAACUACGCGCAGAACACCUCCAACAACAUCCUCAAGUGCCUCGGCGAGAUAGCCCCCAAUGGCGGCAGCGGCGGCUAUGUGCCGCGCACCACGCGCAACCUGCUGGCCAGCGCUGCGGGGAAAGGCCGCAGCAGCAGGAGCAGUGGCGGUGGUGGGCAAGUGGCCAACUCAUCUUGCACGGUGAAGGCACAGGCAGCGCUGAAGAGCUAUUCCACACGCAUGCUCAAGCGCAUUCAGAGCCUUGUGAGGCGACGGCCGCAGCUGGGCAGCUACUUGCUUGGGGCCAGUGCCCACUGCACCACCAUCUACCCAACGUGGAGCAACGUUCACCGCAAGGGAGUGUACCUUAGACAGGCCAUCGCUGACUGGUACUUCAAAGGCGUCUAUGGUGUCACCGGCGCCUCUAACGGUAAAGCCUAGGGAGGAAACGGUCGGUAGAAUAAGAACAUAUUGAACACAAAACACUCUUUUGCUAGGAAAAGAGUUGAUUUGUUGAUAGGCUUAGGCUCUCUGAUGUAGUAACCUAACAUAUUGUAUCACAUCAUUUUAUACAGCUUCCCU